Molecule: messenger RNA, 1565 nt
Organism: Falco peregrinus (peregrine falcon)
Lineage: Eukaryota; Metazoa; Chordata; Aves; Falconiformes; Falconidae
Gene: AK6
Product: adenylate kinase 6
Exons: 6
Coding region: 201-632 (143 amino acids)
Cellular component (GO): cytoplasm; nucleus
Molecular function (GO): ATP binding; ATP hydrolysis activity; AMP kinase activity
Source: RefSeq, a predicted model, not a curated record
ACCAGUGGCCGCCGGCGCGGCGCGACACCAUGAGGCGGCCCAACGUUUUGCUCACCGAAGUCACCCUUAUUUGUCCUUGUCAUGCCCCUUUUUGCACCCUAAAAAGAAAGCUGAUACGAACUUACCAACAUUGACUGACUAAAGGUACUCCAGGCGUUGGGAAAACCACGCUCGGAAAAGAACUUGCAUCAAGAGCAGGAAUGACCUAUAUUAAUGUGGGUGACAUGGCAAAAGAAGGAGAACUGUAUGAAGGUUUUGAUGAGGAAUAUGAUUGUCCAAUUUUGGAUGAAGAUAGGGUGGUUGAUGAACUAGAAGAUAAGAUGAGUGAGGGUGGAGUUAUUGUCGAUUAUCACGGCUGUGAUUUUUUCCCUGAGCGGUGGUUUCAUAUAGUAUUUGUACUUCGUACAGAAAAUUCAUUUCUGUAUGACAGGCUUGAAAGCAGGGGCUACAAAGGGAAAAAGCUGCAAGACAACAUUCAGUGUGAAAUUUUUCAGACACUUUAUGAGGAAGCUGUGUGUUCCUAUAGAGAGGAAAUUGUACACCAGUUACCCAGCAACACUCCGGAAGACCUAGAAAGAAAUUUGGAUCAGAUUAUGCAAUGGAUUGAGCAAUGGAUGAGGGACAACAAUUGACAUUUGGUGAAAAAGUCUUCCUGGGAGGGUUUCAUAAAUGACAUUCAUAAUUCUUGUAUGAUAAAUUAAAAUUAAUUUUAUUGUAAUCUUAUAUGGUUGUGCACUAGAAGGUUCAGAAUAGCCAGGUUGUAAGGCUUUGUGCAGCAGCCUCGGAAACACUCUGGGAGAGAGGCACACAGGAGAACUGACACAAGUGAAAAUUCAGCAGUGAAUGAAUGGACAAAAAUGACAUGGUUGCCCUUAGCAGGAGCUAGGUUCAGUAACUGAGGAUUUUUUGGAGGUUACAAUUAAAAGCAAUUGUGUUGCCAUCUCCUCCAAGAAAACUGUAAAAUUCUGAUAACUGAUGGCAGUUGAGGAGCUUUUGAUUUCUAAGGGAUAAAUGUCCUGAAGAGGAGUUAAUCUGUUUCUAAUGUUAGACUAAAACUUGCUAUACUCCGCAGUAUUUGAAUUUGUGGAGGCUAAUGUAGAGUGAGGGGAUGCAUGAUUUAACUUAAGGAGAGUGCUUUAUUUUGGAGGGAAGAGAAGUGACUUGGUAAGAGAGAUACUUUAAAAUGAUUACACAGAACUUCAGGAAUUAAGGUGUAAGGAAACAGGCACUAUAUCUACACUGGUGUGAAAUAUUAAACAGGAAGUUUUCUUUCUCCUUUUUCAGUCUGUUAUUCACCAUCACCCAUCCCAAUCAUGGAACAUACUUAUCACUGUAAGUUUAUCAAGGAAAUAUACCAUUUGGCAGGAUAGUGAACCUGCAGUGAUCCAGAACAUGGUUACACUUAAAAAUACUGGCAGCCAUCUGUUCUAAUUGUUUGUAAAGCCUGGGUCCCAGGAGAACAUUGUUGUGCAAAGCAGAAAUAUCCCACUGGAAAGGUGACUUGCAAAGCCCUGUGAAAGAUUCUGUAGAAAGUGCUUAGCUAAUAAACUUUUUACAUAUAUGAA